Amblyraja radiata (thorny skate) is the source of this 4947-nucleotide messenger RNA. It is a transcript of the gene smox, whose product is annotated as spermine oxidase. The record is from RefSeq and is a predicted model, not a curated record. The transcript is spliced from 7 exons. NCBI's taxonomy places the organism in Eukaryota, Metazoa, Chordata, Chondrichthyes, Rajiformes, Rajidae. Gene Ontology annotation, biological process: spermine catabolic process. The coding region runs from base 214 to 1842 and encodes 542 amino acids. Gene Ontology annotation, molecular function: polyamine oxidase activity.
CGGCGGAUUGCGCUUGCGCUGGGGCUGUGCGGGGACUGGCUGGCUGACUGGUUACUUCUGUGUGCCCGUGGAUCGCAAACAGACAGACGGAGGGAGAGAGGGAGCGCAGAGGGAGCGCCGGGCGAGCGGACACCACGGCCGCAGGCUCAGCUGGCAGCACACUCUUUGGCAAGACGAUCGAGCGAGUUUUCCUAGAAGAAGAGCUUGGGCGGUAUGCAAAGUUGUGAAAUAUCUUCAGACAGUGCAGAUGAUCCUCUCAGUUGUGGGACACUGACAAAGCGACAACCUCGUAUAGUCGUCAUCGGUGCUGGUCUCGCUGGACUCUCUGCGGCAAGACUCCUCCUAGCCAGUGGAUUCACAGACAUCACUGUUCUAGAGGCAUCAGAGCGAAUUGGGGGCCGAGUCCAAAGCAUUAAACUUGGCUGCGCCACCUUUGAUCUUGGGGCUACUUGGAUCCACGGUGCUGAUGGGAACCCAGUGUAUCAGCUAGCAGAAGACCACGGUCUCCUUGAAGAAACUACAGAUGGAGAACGCAGCACUGGCCGCAUCAGCCUCUACUCCAAGAAUGGAGUGGCCCACUACUAUACCAGUGGUGGCCAGAGAAUACCUAAGGAUGUCAUUGAAGAAUUCAGCGAUGUAUACAACGAGGUCUAUAACCUGACACAGGAGUUCUUCCAACGGGGAAGGCCCGUUGGCGCAGAAAGCCAAAACAGCGUUGGCGUUUUCACAAGAAAUGUGGUGCGUAAGCGCCUCAAGGCAAACCGCGAGGACUCUGGCAUCAGCAAGAAGUUGAAGUUGGCGAUGCUCCAGCAGUUCUUGAAGGUUGAAAGCUGUGAGAGCAGUUGUCACAGCAUGGACGAGGUUUCCCUCAGUGAGUUUGGCGAGUGGACGGAGAUCCCCGGGGCUCACCAUGUCAUCCCGAGCGGCUUCAUCAACAUCGUGGAGAUCCUGGCACGGGACAUUCCCAAGUCGGUCAUCCAGCUGAACAAGGUGGUGAAGAGCAUCCACUGGAACCGCUCGUUCAGCGAGGAGAUCCACUACAUCCAGCGGACCUUCGCCGACCACAAUGUGGAGGGGCAGGAGGAGGAGGAGGAGUUGGGCUAUCGGGUGCGGGUGGAGUGCGAGGACUGCGAGGUCAUCCCGGCUGACCACGUGAUCGUCACCAUGUCACUGGGCGUGCUGAAGGAGUACCACGAGACCAUGUUCCACCCCCACCUGCCCGAGGAGAAGGUCUCGGCCAUCCGCAUGCUGGGGAUCAGCACCACGGAUAAGAUCUUCCUGGAGUUCGAGGAGCCCUUCUGGAGCCCCGAGUGUAACAGCAUCCACUUUGUGUGGGAAGACGACGCGGAGAGCGAGAGCCCGGCCUACCCACAGGACCUGUGGUACAAGAAGAUCUGCGGCUUCGAUGUGCUCUACCCGUCCGAGCGCUACGGCCAUGUGCUGAGCGGGUGGAUCUGCGGGGAGGAAGCCAUCAUCAUGGAGCGAUACGAUGACGAGACGGUGGCGCAGACGUGCACCGAGCUGCUGCGGAAGUUCACAGGCAAUCCACACAUUCCGAAACCCCGGAGGAUCCUGAGGUCCGGAUGGGGCAGUAACCCGUACAUCCGUGGCUCGUACUCCUACACGCGAGUCGGAUCGACAGGAGCAGACGUCGAGAAACUUGCAAAGCCACUACCUUAUCCAAAGAGCACAAAAGCAGCUCCUUUGCAGAUUUUGUUUGCGGGAGAAGCAACUCACAGGAAGUUCUACUCUACCACCCACGGUGCUUUACUUUCUGGUGAGCGCGAGGCUGGACGUCUCAUAGAAAUGUAUCAAGACGUCUACCACGGCAAAGAUGAGUGAGACCCUGCACAGAAUGGAUGAAAAGCAUGUGGUUAAUGUACCAUUUCUUGAGGAAGGAGUGUUAUAGUCUUGUCUAAUAAGGGUAUGUUCAAAUCGUGUUUUAACUGGAUAUAUACAAGAUUAACACAUUCUGGUAAUGGUUUGGUAUACGAAUGUUUACACUUGCAUAAUAUUUUAAAUUUUUAAUUAAUGCACUUCUAACCUCAAUUUGAUUUUCUGUAAAUUGAGUGCCUUCCUGUAUAAAACAGUCCAUUACAAUGCUUUUGGAUACCACAUUACUGAGGGUGUUGGUUUUUUAAUGAGAUAUUAAGCAGAGGUCCUCUCAAUACCACGCAUUUUAUUGAAUUAGGUUUAAAUGGAUAUGUGCUCAAAUUACUACAAUAUGAUGUGUGACACUGCCCGAGGAUUUAUAGACGCUGAAAGUAUUUGUGAGGUCAAGCAGAAUCUGUUGAGAGUUCUGUGACCUCAGUUUUUCUUGAUAUUUGUAGAUUAUUUGGAUGAGCCUAGUUUUGGUUUCGGCUAGUUUAGAAAUGCAGCGCGAAGGCUUGGAAUUCAAAGGGAACAAACCUGUUUUAAAAGUUAUAUAAAGCACGGGCUAUAUCCAAUUAGAGUUUUAUGCUUAGUUCUGAGCCUUGGAGAGUUUGCCAAAUUGAUUCAAUUUGAUUACAUCAGGACGAACAGGUUUGAAUCAUGAACACUCGUGGUAUAGAAGGGGCUGAUAUACCCUUGAAAUAGCAAGGCAAAAUGUGACUAGUUCCAGUUUAAAGAUGAUUAUUGGAGUCAAAAGGGUGGGGUCAGAGAGAGAUGGUUCCUCUGAUGGCCAGAGCAAGAGGACAUGUUACAAAUUAAAUCUAUAUCAAUCUGCAGAGGGGAAAUGCUACUUCACAUAAGUGACGGUGUAAAUCGGGAAUUCUCUAAAUGGCUAAUAAGCCAAAGGCAAAUACCAAGGCGAAGUUUGAUGGAAUUUUGGAAGGUGGGCAAGUGGACUCAUGACUGGAAAAUGGACCCAAGUUACAGAUCACAAAGUCAUUAGUGGUGGAUCAGGUCUUAAUGGCUGAACUGUUUGCACCUAUUCCAUGAUAUUCCACCUCGGUCAUAAGGUUAUAAGUGAUAGGAGUAGAAUUAAGCAUUUUGGCCCAUCAAGUCUACUACGCCAUUAAAUCAUGGCUGAUCUAUCUCUCCCUCCUAACCCAUAUUCCUGCCUUCUCCCCAUAACUUUUGACACCUGUACUAAUCAAGAAUCUAUCUAUCUCUGCCUUAAAAAUAUCCACUGACGGCCUCCACAGCCUUCAGUGGCAAAUAAUUCCACAGAUUCACCACCCUCUAGAUGAGGAGAUGAAAUUUCUCCUCAUCUCUUUCCUAAAACAAUGUCGUUUAAUUCUGAGGCUAUGACCUCUAGUCUUCGACUCUCCCACUAGUGGAAUCAUCCUCUCCACAUCCACUCUAUCCAAGCCUUUUAUACUGUAUGUAUCAAUGAGGUCCACCCCUAAUAUUUUUAAACUCCAGCGAGUACAGGCCCAGUGCCAAUAAAAAACGCAGCACAACGCACUUACUCAUUCCUGGGAUCAUUCUAGUAAACCUCCUCUGGACCCUCUCCAGAGCCAGCACAUCCUCAGAUAUGGUGCCCAAAAUUGCACACAAUAUUCCAAAUGCGGCCUUACCAGCGCCUUUUAGAGCCUCACCAUUACAUCCCUGUCGUAGGGCAUGUCCUGGCUAACAUUUACCCCUCAAGGAAAGACACUUUACAAAAGUUACCAUAAUUAUAUGUCGGAUUUUGCUGUGGGCAGAUUGAUUACUGCACUUCCAACACUAUAAGAUUAACUGUGAUUCAAUCGAUACUUAAUAGGCUUUGGGACAUAAACUGCUGAAGAUAGAUGAAGCUCCAUCAUAUUUGCAUGAUUUUUUUGUUGUAUCCUCUUUAGCUAAAUCUUCAGUUGGCUGUGAACAUCGAAAAAUGGAUGGGUUUAUAAUGGAGCAAAAAAUGUUGUGGAGUUUAUAUUCCACACUAGCUGAUCCAAUUUUCCAAUAACUUUUGGCUGUCUAAUUAAGUGUGGUGUAAUGCCAAAUCUACUCCCCUGCAGUUUCUGGGGCAAAGGUGGAUGUGAAUGGUCACCAGUUUAAUGGCAAUAGAAGGGAGAGGCACACCUGCAUUGUUUAUUUUGUUUUAAAAGUCGUCAUUUAUCUGCCUUUUCAUCUCAGUCUGCCUAUAAUGAACUGACUACAAUUUUGAUUCAUUGAUUGAUACUUCAUUGUCACAUGUACUUGGUCCAGUGAAAUUCUUUGUUUUGCCUACAAUACACAAGUAUGCAAAGAGUCGCCACAUAAAGGACGGCAACAAAGUUACAUGUUCAAUAUAGUCCCUCUUCCUUCUCCCCAUCCCUCUUUGCUCUUGGCAGCCCCCCUCACACCAGGUCCCCCUUUGGUCACAGUGGCCCCCACCUUGAACUAGCAAGGCAAUAUGUGAACUAGUUUCAGUUUUAAGAUGAUUAAAGGAGUCGAAAGGGUGGCCAGAGAGAGAUGGUUACUCUGAUGGCCAAAUUAAAUCUACUGUGUAUCAAUCUGCAGAGAGGAAGUACUACUUCACAUGUCCCUCUUUGCUCUUGGCAGCCCCCCCACGCCGUGUCCCCUUUUGUUCUCGGCAGCCACCCCCCCCCCCCCCCACCCCACAUCGGAUCCCCCUUAAUGGACGACUUCUGGAUCAUAGCACACUAAUCUAUUCCAUACACCUCGCAACCCAUUCCAAUUGGUGAAGUGACCUAGAACGCAAUGUAGAGAGCAAAAGGGAGGCACUGUCUAUGCAUUAAAACCAAGAUCUAAACUUAACUUCACAGCCAGCUGCAAUCUUUGAAUUAAUAUUGAUUCUCUUAUAAUCUCAUAAUGUUAUAUUUUAAUCCAAUAAUGUUAUAUCUUGCUUAAUAUUUGGGUUUGUUUGACAUGUCUGUUUGCAUUUAACUGAUGUCUGGAGAGUGUUGCAGAAUAAUCUGCAUUCAGUAAGGUGGAGAAAUGGCAAAUGUUAUGUGAAAUUUGAAAAAUGUAAAAUUUUGCACAGCGGUCAAAAUAAAAUGUGGUCCGACUGUUCAAUAAAUAGAAUUGAAUAAACAACUU